Messenger RNA from Hirundo rustica (Barn swallow), 1018 nucleotides. It is a transcript of the gene STEEP1, whose product is annotated as STING1 ER exit protein 1. The record is from RefSeq and is a predicted model, not a curated record. NCBI's taxonomy places the organism in Eukaryota, Metazoa, Chordata, Aves, Passeriformes, Hirundinidae. Bases 1 to 330 code for a protein of 109 amino acids. The transcript is spliced from 5 exons.
AUGUACGUUUUACUGGUCACUAGAAGACAACUUGAAAAAGUAAAAACCAACAUAUAUACUCAGAAACAAGAACCUCCUAAAAAGGUGAUGAUGACCAAACGGACCAAAGACAUGGGCAAGUUCAGUUCUGUCACAGUCUCCACAAUUGAUGAAGAGGAGGAAGAGAUUGAAGCGAGGGAGAUUGCAGACUCGUAUGCACAGAAUGCAAAAGUGAUUGAGAAGCAGCUGGAACGCAAAGGCAUGAGCAAGAAAAGGCUACAAGAGUUGGCUGAGUUGGAAGCCAAGAAGGCCAAGAUGAAGGGAACCCUGAUUGAUAACCAGUUCAAAUGAAAUGCUGUGUAUCUGCUGGGUAUUCGGAGACAGGAGAAAACUACCAAGAGCUAUUGCAGUUCUGUCAACAAAGCAGAAGUGACAAUGUUCAAGAGUUGCACUGUGCUGCAGCCAGCUUGGAGGAUGAGAACCUCUCUGUAUCGCUCUGGGUGUCAGUUUUAACUCCAGUGGUACUGGAGACUUUGCUCAAACUGCAGUUUUCUGCGGACCCAGUGUUAUGAGCAGGCUGUCCAGGCAGAAUAUUUACUUUCAAGGAAAUCUUUGCUGGGUGCCUUCCCAACUUCACCUUUAGAUACCUGUCUUUUUAUUUUGUAGUUUUCAAGUGUGUUUCUUUGAAUACAUGAGAAUGACAGGUAACUGUACAAAAAAGAAAUCCUUACAAAAGAAUUUCUGUGCCUGUUGUUCAUUUUGUUAUUUUGAAUGUGUCCAAAAGGUGCAGCAGCCUGAGCCAUGCCAUUCCAAUAGAGUCUGGAACGACUGGAAUGCCCGGCUUGGGCAUGGUGCUGCUGUUCACCCUGACCUCCCAGAGGCAGUCAGCACAGACUGGGCUGCAGCACUGCACUCUCAGCUCCUGCUGAACAUCACAAGGCAGUUGUACGGAAUUACACUGUCAUAACAGACGCAUACAAGAACAUAAAAUCCAAGCCUGUUUAAACUACUGUAAAUAAAAACUACUAAUGAGUUCAAA